Molecule: messenger RNA, 1527 nt
Organism: Adineta ricciae
Lineage: Eukaryota; Metazoa; Rotifera; Eurotatoria; Adinetida; Adinetidae
Source: the annotation of a GenBank genome assembly
AUGAAUCGUAUCGACGAGGAAGAAGAUAGUGCAGACCCUACAGCGGCAAUAACUACAAUUGAUCCAUUUCCUUCUGUCCAACCAUCGCGGCAACAUAGUAGUGACAGCAUUUAUCCAAGUAAACAAUCGAACAAGACGAAAACUCGUUUAAAAGAUCACUCAUCGCAUCGAACAACUUCGUUAUCACCGACAAGACAGUCAUCAUCCAGUGAUGAUAUAUCUACUAAUAUAAAACAACGUCGACGGUAUGCAAGUGAUUCGACUACAAAUCAUAUAAAGAAUAUUCCUGCCUCGCUUGUCAUUUCAUUUCUUCGACAUUUACGUAACGAAUUACGUGCUACAAGUAACAAAAACAAUGGUUAUCAUCAUGUUAAGCAGACAUCUAGAGAAAGAGCGAAUUCCGGAACAAUAUUGGAUAUGAAUAAUCGAACAGCGAAUGACAGUCCAUGUGAACCAGCAGAUAAUAAUGAAAUCUUAACAUUAAUCGACUUACUCGUACUCCGCGUCGAAUGUUUAGCCAACGAAGCAAAAUCUAAAAGUAAGACGAAGAAAGCCAACUGUCCAACCGUUGCUGAAGUUGAUCAGAAUUUAAUCGAAUAUCUCUAUUAUCUAUUUACGAAAUUUAUCAACGACGAAGCCAAUGCCUCGGACACAUUACGCAUUCCGAUCAUUGACAAGAGUAACUUCGUGAAUGUUUGUCAAACUUUAGUACGAAACGGUUGUUUUGAUAUACCACCAGGCAAUAUCUCAAUGUCACCCGAUCAUUCGAGUUCGGAAACAACAAGUAGCAGUGAUAAGACCUUAACUCAACAGACAUUGAUACGGGAGUAUCAUCACGAUACGGAUACGAUGAUGGCAGAAAAAUCAUCUCUUGAUGGAGAGAAUCUUUCAACAACAUCAGCUGAACAAGAAGCAUGGUUAGUCGUAGAUUUGGAAGAUUCAAUCGCUGUUUCAGAAGGCGUGUGUCAAUUAACAUUAUCGCCAUCAGAUGAACAAUUAUUAAUCAGCAACGAUAAUUAUCGAUCAUUCGAAUCUGAGUCAACACCUAGCAUUUACCUAUCGCCGAAUUCAUCUUCAUUCGAUCUAUUAAACAUGGUACAAACAUCCGAAGAGAGUGAUAGUAACAAUAACAACUUAUUGCCGAAUCAAAAUGAGCUUCUCUCGACCAAUGCUAGCACAGAGCAAACACCUAACCUAUCCAAUGAUAAUAUUUGUACAGGAUUAUCUAAUGUUGAUAAUGAUAAUGCUAAUCAUUCUGCAGAAGCAAGUGAACCACAGCAAACAGAUUCUGCUGAUAGAAUGUCCCGACGUGAGAAGAAACGCCAGGAACGUUGGUUGAUUUCGACUAAACCGGACAAAACCGAUAGCGAUCCAUCAAAGACAUUGCUAACUGUCGAAUUUCCACCUAUAGCUGUUCUACGACGCAAAACUUCACCGGCCACAAGCAAUCGACAACAAGAUUCUUCAGAUUCAAAUCUAUCAACAAAAGUCGAGGUUAGUUGUGUGAUUCUUGUUUAUACGAAAUGA